CUUUGGGGCUCGUCAACGAAGCCGGACGGAGGUAGCGGCUCUGUUUAUUGUUUCUGAAUGAAAAUCCAGGAAUGUGGCGAUAAUCCAGCGCUGCACAUGAAAACAAACAUUCCAGCUGAGUAUAUUUAAUCUCGCUGCUUUUUUUAGGAUGUUGCGGAAAAAAUAAUACUUGUUUUUUUAGGGUAAACUCUCAGUAGCCGGUAAAAAAGAAGUGCUCUGAGUUAGUAGCAGUUGUAGUAGCUGGUAGUAGUAGUAGACGGGCAUCCAGGCCUUGUGCGGUAAAGCGCCUGUCGAUUUUAACAAUAGCCGAAACAUCACUCUCCUCUCCGGGCAAACCGCCUCAAUGUAACCCCCUCCUCGGAUAUACCAGACACGGUUAAUGCUGCGGAUCUUGCGGACCCUGCUGGAUGUUUCACGCGGGAAGCGGCGUUUUUAAGGAGGUAUCUGGCUGAAUUUAUGGAAUUUUUUUAUGAGGACUGAUCAUUUUUUUAACAUCACACCACCAGCAUUGGAAGAAGACACAAUAGGAAAAUGUCCAACGGUGCUGCAGGAAGCGGGGGUCUGACCUGGGUGACCCUCUUUGAUAAGAACAAUGCUGCCAAGAAAGAGGAGGCGAAUGGCAAGAGCGAAGGCGGGAAGAGCGAGCCGCCCAAGAAGGAGAGCUCCAAGAAGAUGUCUGUGGAGCGAGUUUACCAGAAGAAAACCCAGUUGGAGCACAUCUUACUCCGUCCAGAUACCUACAUCGGCUCUGUGGAGCCUGUCACUCAGCAAAUGUGGGUUUUCGAUGAAGAGAUUGGAAUGAACUUGCGGGAGAUCACUUAUGUUCCUGGACUGUAUAAGAUCUUUGAUGAAAUUCUCGUUAAUGCAGCUGAUAACAAGCAAAGGGACAAGAACAUGUCCUCCAUCAAAAUCACCAUAGAUCCAGAGUCGAACACCGUGUCUAUAUGGAACAACGGCAAAGGAAUCCCUGUGGUGGAGCACAAAGAUGAGAAGAUGUACGUCCCUGCGCUGAUCUUCGGACACCUGCUCACAUCAAGCAACUACGAUGACGACGAGAAAAAAGUCACAGGUGGAAGGAAUGGCUACGGUGCUAAACUCUGUAAUAUAUUCAGUACCAAGUUCACAGUGGAGACGGCCUGCAAAGAGUACAAACACAGCUUUAAACAGACAUGGCAGAACAACAUGACGAAAACCAGCGACCCCAAGAUCAAAUACUUCGACGGGGACGACUUCACCUGCGUUACAUUCCAGCCUGACCUCUCCAAAUUCAAGAUGGAGAAACUGGACAAAGACAUUGUGGCUCUUUUGACACGCAGAGCCUACGAUGUAGCCGGCUCCUGUAAGGGGGUUAAAGUCUUUCUCAACGGCAAGAAGCUACCUGUGAAUGGCUUCCGCAGCUACGUGGAUCUGUAUGUGAAGGAUAAGCUGGAUGAGACAGGCGUGGCUCUGAAAGUGGUGAAUGAGUCGGUGAACGAGCGCUGGGAGGUGUGUCUCACCAUGAGUGAGAAGGGCUUCCAGCAGAUCAGCUUUGUGAACAGCAUCGCCACUACCAAGGGUGGCAGACACAUUGAUUAUGUUGUGGACCAAAUCGUGUCAAAACUCAUCGAGGUGGUGAAGAAGAAGAAUAAAGCCGGAGUCACAGUGAAACCGUUUCAGGUCAAGAACCACAUCUGGGUGUUUGUGAAUGCUCUGAUCGAGAACCCGACCUUCGACUCUCAGACCAAGGAGAACAUGACACUUCAGACCAAAAGCUUUGGCUCCAAAUGCGCUCUCUCUGAAAAAUUCAUCAGAGCGGCCACAAACUGCGGGAUUGUGGAGAGCAUCCUAAACUGGGUGAAGUUCAAGGCUCAGACACAGCUGAAUAAAAAGUGCUCUUCGGUAAAGCACAGCAAGAUCAAAGGCAUCCCAAAACUGGACGACGCUAAUGAUGCGGGUGGGAAACACUCGUCGGAAUGCACGCUGAUUCUGACUGAAGGAGACUCAGCCAAGUCCCUGGCUGUUUCGGGGCUGGGUGUGAUUGGACGAGAUCGCUAUGGAGUCUUCCCCUUGAGAGGGAAAAUCCUCAACGUGCGAGAAGCCACACACAAACAGAUCAUGGAGAAUGCAGAAAUUAACAACAUUAUUAAGAUUGUGGGCUUGCAGUAUAAGAAGAGCUACGAUGAUCCAGAGUCACUGAAAUCUCUACGCUACGGCAAAAUCAUGAUCAUGACUGAUCAGGAUCAAGAUGGUUCCCAUAUUAAAGGCCUGCUCAUCAACUUCUUCCACCAUAACUGGCCUUCCCUGCUGAAACACACGUUUCUGGAGGAGUUCAUCACCCCUAUCGUCAAAGCCAGCAAGAACAAACAGGAAAUUCCCUUCUACAGCAUUCCAGAAUUUGAUGAAUGGAAGAAACAAACAGAGAACUACAAAACCUGGCACAUAAAGUACUACAAAGGUUUGGGUACCAGCACAAGCAAAGAAGCAAAGGAGUACUUCGCUGACAUGGAGCGGCAUCGGAUUAUGUUUAAGUACGGAGGCACAGAGGACGACGCUGCCAUUACUUUGGCCUUCAGCAAGAAAAAGACAGACGACAGAAAAGAGUGGCUGACUAAUUUCAUGGAAGACAGACGCCAGAGAAGGAUGCAUGGUCUGCCUGAGCAAUACCUCUACGGCACCGCAACACGACACUUAUCGUACAACGACUUCAUCAACAAAGAGCUGAUUCUCUUCUCCAACUCCGAUAAUGAGAGAUCCAUUCCGUCCCUCGUUGAUGGUCUGAAGCCGGGUCAAAGGAAGGUGCUGUUUACCUGUAUGAAGAGGAAUGAUAAGAGGGAGGUGAAGGUGGCUCAGCUGGCUGGUUCAGUAGCAGAGAUGUCGGCGUACCAUCACGGCGAGCAAGCUCUGAUGAUGACCAUUGUAAACUUGGCUCAAAACUUUGUGGGCAGCAACAACGUGAACAUCCUGCAGCCCCUCGGUCAGUUCGGAACUCGCAUCAAUGGAGGCAAAGAUGCAGCUAGCCCCCGUUACAUUUUCACCAUGCUUAGUCCACUCGCCAAGCUGCUGUUUCCCGCUGUGGACUCCAACCUGCUGAAGUUUCUUUAUGAUGACAACCAGAAGGUGGAGCCAGAGUGGUACAUACCCAUAAUCCCCAUGGUGCUGGUCAAUGGGGCUGAGGGUAUCGGUACAGGCUGGGCCUGCAAGAUCCCCAACUACGACCCACGUGAAAUUGUCAACAACAUCAAUCGCAUGCUUGAUCACCAGGACCCUCUGCCCAUGCUGCCCAGCUAUAAGAAUUUCAAAGGAGUGAUCCAUGAACUGGGGCAGAACCAGUAUGUGGUCAGUGGUGAGAUCUCUGUACUGGAUAAAAACACCAUUGAGAUCACAGAGCUUCCGAUUCGCACAUGGACGCAGGCGUAUAAGGAGUCGGUGUUGGAGCCCAUGCUGCAGGGCACAGAGAAAACCCCAGCAUUAAUAAAUGACUAUAAGGAGUACCACACAGAUACGACAGUGAAGUUUGUGGUCCGAAUGACUGAGGAGAAGCUGGCUCAGGCUGAAGCGGCAGGUCUUCACAAAGUCUUCAAGCUGCAGUCCUCCCUCACCUGCAACUCAAUGGUGCUGUUUGAUCACAUGGGCUGUAUGAAGCGGUACGAGUCUGUGCAGGAUAUUCUGAAGGAGUUCUUUGAGCUGCGUUUGCACUAUUACAAGCUGAGGAAGGACUGGCUGGUCGGCAGCCUGGGCGCCGAGUCAGCAAAACUCUCCAACCAAGCACGAUUUGUACUUGAGAAGAUUGAAGGAAAAAUUUCAAUUGAAAACAAGAGUAAGAGGGAACUGAUCCGGAUGCUGGUGCAGAGGGGCUAUGAAUCUGACCCAGUGGCAGCUUGGAACAGAGCUCAGGAGAAGGCGUUGGAAGAAGAAGAUCGGGAUGGAAAUGAGAGUGAUAGCUCAAUAGACUCCGGCUCCUCAUCAGGACCCAACUUUAACUACAUCCUCAACAUGCCUCUGUGGUGCCUCACUAAAGAGAAAGUGGAUGAGCUUCUCAAACAGAGAGAUCUGAAGAAAGCUGAACUGAAUGAACUGCAGAGGAAGUGUUCAGAAGAUCUGUGGAGGGAAGACCUGGCCGUCUUUGUUGAGGAACUGGACCGGGUGGAGGAGCAGGAGCGAGAGAGUGCCAGCCAGGGGAAGGGUGUGAAGCUGGUUAAAGGAAAGGUUGGCAAGCCGAAGGUGAAGAAGAUCCAGCUGGAGGAGACGUUACCGUCUCCCUUCGGCCGCAGAGUGGAGCCCCAGAUCACGCUGGCCAUGAAGGCUGACGCUACUAAAAAGAUGACUAAGAAGAAGAAGGGUGAAGGGGACAUGAGCGUGAAGAUGGAGUUUGAUAAUGAUGAUAGUGUGAUGGACUCUAAUGGUGCUACAGGAGACAAUUCCCUCAUCUCUCCGUCUGGCCUUCCGACCCCUGGAGCCAAACCCAAAACCCCACGUGUCAAGAAGGAGAAAAAGGAACCUGGUGCUCCCAGACAGAGGAAGACUCCAGGAACACCAAAGGGCUCAGCCAAGAAGGUCAAAAAGAGGAACCCCUGGUCAGACGACGAAGAGGAAAAAUCGUUUGACAGUGACCUGGACGACGUCAGUGAGCAGCCAGUCAUUCCCAGAGACACAUCGUCGAGAAGAGCUUCAGCGGUGAAGGCCAAGUACACCUUUGAUUUCUCAGAAGAGGAAGAUGAUGACGACGGUGAGGAAGAACAAGAGAACGACGCACCAGCCUCUCCAGUUCACUCUUAUAAAGACAGCUUUCAGACCUCGCAGAACAACAACGAUGAAGAGGACGAUGAUGAUGACAUAUUCCCUCCUAAACUAAAGAUUUCUCCUCCAGAACCCAAGAAAAAGAAAGAGCCUGAACCUGUAUUCUCCUCGCCCAAACCAACUUACUCUGUGAAGAGCAGUGACAGCGACGUGAAGUCAGACAGUGAGGAAGAUGAUAGAGGUCCGGUAUUCUCGUCCUUCUCCAGCAGCACACCGCACGAGAAACCUUCUCCAACUAAGAAAGCCAAGAAGCCAUCAGACACAACACCCAAACCCCGGAAAACUCCAGCCAAGCCAACCCCAACCAAGAAGCUCGACACCUCGGUAUGGGACUCGGACUCGGACACGGGGGCGAAAAAGACCCCAGCAUCGGGUAAAGGCGCGGGAAAAGGCAGGGGGAGGAAGAGGAAGCCGUCCGGCUCUGAGGAAGAUGAGUACAGCCCCAUGAAGAAGACUGGAAAAACUCCCAGCAGCAGCAGCAGCAGACAGAAGCAGAAGAAGCCGGUGUCGGACGAGGACGAGGACGAGGUGGACAGCAGCAGAUUCAGCCGUUUGGACACGUCCAGAGAUCGCUCGGGACGCGCAAAGAAAGAAGUGAAAUACUUCGCAGAAUCCGACGAUGACGACGACGAUGAAGACAUGUUUGACUAGUCAGCCUACCAAGACACACACUCACACACUCAAACACACACACACAUGUACACACUCACAACUCGCUUGUGGUAUAACUUUUGUCCUUCGUCCUGCAGACUUUUGUACAUUUAUUCCCUCCCUGUUUUAUUUUUCUUUAUUUGUGAAGUUAAAAUGCUUUCUACUGUGUAGUUGUUUUACACUUUUUAUUAUUAAUAUUAUUAUUAUUAUUAUUGUUAUACAUAUACAGUUUGUUUUCUUUUCAUUGAAAUGUAAUUGUCCUACGCAGCUUUUAGAAGUUUAGACUCUGCGGUGCUUCUGCACAUUUUAAUUGUUAAAGUAAGAGACAAAUGUACCUUUUGAGAUGAACUUGGAAAUAAACAUGAAAUAUAAAUGA
Messenger RNA from Astyanax mexicanus (Mexican tetra), 5803 nucleotides. RefSeq names its product DNA topoisomerase II beta (gene top2b). Gene Ontology annotation, molecular function: DNA topoisomerase type II (double strand cut, ATP-hydrolyzing) activity; ATP binding; DNA binding. The record is from RefSeq and is a predicted model, not a curated record. Gene Ontology annotation, cellular component: nucleus. Gene Ontology annotation, biological process: DNA topological change; sister chromatid segregation; resolution of meiotic recombination intermediates. The transcript is spliced from 35 exons. Bases 532 to 5427 code for a protein of 1631 amino acids. NCBI's taxonomy places the organism in Eukaryota, Metazoa, Chordata, Actinopteri, Characiformes, Acestrorhamphidae.